AUGCCAUCUUCCCCUCGUUCAACCGUCUUCAUGUUUGUUUGGAUUGUACUCGCGCUGAGCUCCUUUAGCUGGCAGUGCUGUGCCGUGCGGACGUCGCUCACAUCGUCCCUUCUGCAGCUUCAGUCUGGCACCGACCGGCAUUCUCCGCAGCCGCAGCAUUACUGGCAGCAGUUAUGUGAUCAAAUUGCACCAGAGCACACCUGCGGGCAAGAGGCUUCGCCGAAUGCUCCCAGCGCUGGAAGGCCGUCUGCCGCAGAUUGCCCCAUGUGCCAUUUCGGAGCAGCUUCGGCGGCAAGGCUUUAUGCGAUCCAAAGGCGGGAUGGACUUGGCCAGCGCCUUGCGACAAUUGUCAUGGCCAUGGCGUAUGCUGCGCAGCAUCACAUGAACUUUGGCGGCAUCCUGGUUCCGAUGGCGUUCGCCCCACACGGAGUCAAUGUUUCCAGAUGCAUUGACGAGUACCUCGGCGGCGGGUACUCGGACAUGUGGCAAACUGUACAUCGUCCGCACUUUGAGCACUGCCUGCGAUCCGACCCGUUUCUUGAAAACCUUUCGCCCCCAUGGAAGGAUGGGGAUAACGUUCUGUACAAGCUGAGCUGCGGGCCGAUUGACAGUCGAAAGCAAGAUGCCGACACGUUGACGAAGCCAUUUCUGACACAGCUGCGACAGGCCACUCGGCUUUUGACACGGCCGACACCUUUCUUUUCUCUAGGCAAACGUCAUGUCGCGAUCCAUCUUCGCCGGGGCGAUAUCAUGGUGAGCCCGGACUUGGUAUCACACUUUCGACACAUUGGCGAUGGCUUCUACGUGUCACUGCUGGACGUGAUUCGGCAGGUCUUGCCGAAUGCAGAGUGCCACAUCUUCAGCACCACGGAAGGAGAAGUCGCAGCGGCCGACUUUGAUGUGUACAGGCAGAAAGGCGUGCACGUGCACUUGGAUGGUGAUGUGCUGGAUGACUGGGCACACAUGGCCCAAGCUGACUUGCUGGUGACUGCUCCAAGCAGCUUUUCUUGGGUGGCCGGGCUGUUGAACAACAGAUGCGUGGUUGCCUUUCCGCAUUACCCUCACCUUCCCGACUGGAUUGUGCUGAACGAAAGCCAAGGCCUCACAAAUCUCUCCACUCUCCGCCAGUGCAUUGCAGACAAGAUGUUGCUGUGA
Molecule: messenger RNA, 1155 nt
Organism: Symbiodinium natans
Lineage: Eukaryota; Dinophyceae; Suessiales; Symbiodiniaceae
Source: the annotation of a GenBank genome assembly